UCGACGGAAUGCCACCCAAAUUCACAAAGUUAUAGCCCAAAAUGCACGGGCUCCGGAUGAGUUUGAAGGAUCUGACCAUCGACUGUCUGCUGUGCAUCUUUGACUACUGCUCGGAGGCGGAUCUCCUGUGCCUGUGCAAGGCGGAUGCGGCCCUGGAGUACAUAAUAGACACCCACUACUUCCAUCCACUCGCCUACGACUUGCUGCUCAGUGGCCACCGAAAUAGUCCAAGAAUCGAGCAGAGAAACCGCAAACGCCUGAAGAACUAUGAACGGCUGGAGGUGUCCAGGAACUGGGUUAGUGGCACCUACUUCGAGCGCCCCUACUUCCACCAUGCCCAGAUGUUCCCCACCAAACUGUGCCUGGAGUCGGACUACCUGUACAUUACCCAUGCCGGCUACCUGCGCAAGUACCGUCGCACCAGCCACGACGCCCUGGAGCGUCGCUACGAGGAGGAGAUCACCACGUCCACCCAGACGGACAUCUCGGAUUUCGUCAAGAAGCAGAGCACCAUAUUCGCGGGAAGGGUGUGCGGAUCGUGCUUCCACUGCGAUGUGGAUGAACCAAGUUUGACGGAACAAAGGAUGCAUCCGGCCAACGAGUAUUUGUACUGCGUGGACUUUGUCAACGAUCUGUAUGCCACCAGCACGGAUAAUUGCUGCAGACUGUGGCAGCGAUCCGAGGAGUUCGGGAUGAUACACUUCGACAUGGUGACGAAUCUGCCGCACGCCUUCAGAUCCAUGAAACUGAGCUCCGAUGGCCAGUGGCUAUAUGGGGGUCUCUACUCGGAUAAGGCAACCCGACGGGCUCUGAAAGGUGUCCACGUGGAAAGUGGCGAAGAAAUCGUCUUCAACUCGAGCACAAUGUCCAUUUACGACCUAAAACUGAAAGAUGACCAGGUUAUUUUCACGGCCAACUUCGACACAACGUUUCGAAUGUUUGAUCGACGCAUUGAUCGCGAUGUGGCCAUUUGGGAGGAUCCCUUCGACUCUUCCUUUUACUCCCUGGAGUACGAUGGACUGUAUGGAGUCUUGGUGGGCACCAACAGACAUUCGCGGGUCAAUCUCUACGAUAUAAGAAUGAAGAAAUAUGUACAGCUAUACUUCCCGAGUCGGACGCGAGAACACAAGGGAUUCUCGCCCGUUUACAGCCUAGCUUGUGAUAGCCAAUAUAUGUUUGUGGCCACCGAUCACAACCUGCGGGUCUUCGACUUUAAGUCGAACCGUGGAAUUCGGAGGGACUACAGCAACAUUAAUGUACUAAUGAAUAAAUAAUGCAAAAAUAUCAUAUGAUCCCCAAACAUACUU
Molecule: messenger RNA, 1307 nt
Organism: Drosophila takahashii
Lineage: Eukaryota; Metazoa; Arthropoda; Insecta; Diptera; Drosophilidae
Product: F-box/WD repeat-containing protein 4
Biological process (GO): SCF-dependent proteasomal ubiquitin-dependent protein catabolic process
Cellular component (GO): SCF ubiquitin ligase complex
Molecular function (GO): protein binding
Source: RefSeq, a predicted model, not a curated record